Messenger RNA from Oryzias latipes (Japanese medaka), 2147 nucleotides. Its product is annotated as haloacid dehalogenase-like hydrolase domain-containing 5. Lineage: Eukaryota; Metazoa; Chordata; Actinopteri; Beloniformes; Adrianichthyidae. The record is from RefSeq and is a predicted model, not a curated record. Gene Ontology annotation, cellular component: mitochondrion. Gene Ontology annotation, biological process: glycerophospholipid biosynthetic process.
UCGGAGCUGGCCCAGUCACGUUAGAGCUGAGAAAUAAUUUGAGGAAAAACAAGCCGAGCAGCCAGCCACCGUGGCCGGUGCGAGCCGGCUCGUAUUGCACGCAGGAGUCUAUUUUUUUAACUAUCGUUCUUAUUUAAUAGUUUUUCUAUUAGCCCCGACACAAGCAACAGAGAUGAAAGGACUCCUACCGUGUUACCGGGGCCUGCGUACUCUGAGCAACCGUCCAGCCGCUGGAAAAGCGGGGCUUGUCGGUUCUCAGUGCGGGCUUCUUAGCGGAACUCAUUCUUUUACCACCAAGCCACAGCCGAGGUUUGGCCUGUUGUUUGACAUCGAUGGCGUGCUUGUUCGGGGAAGGAUUCCAAUCCCUGCGGCCAAGAAGACGUUUGAGAAGUUGGUCAACUCUCAGGGACAGUUUGUGGUGCCAGUAGUUUUUGUCACAAAUGCAGGGAACUGCCUCCGACAAACUAAGGCUGACCAGCUCUCUCACCUCCUGGGAGUGCCUAUUACUCAAGAGCAAGUUGUCAUGUCCCACAGUCCUUUGAGGAUGCUGAGAAAGUUCCAUGACAAAUGUGUUCUGGUGUCUGGACAGGGGCCCGUCCUAGAUAUCGCUAAAAAUGUUGGCUUUAAGAAUGUAAUCAGCAUCGACAUGCUGAGGGAGUCGUACCCACUGCUGGACAUGGUGGAUCACAACAGGAGACCCAAACUUCCGACCAACCCUGUAAUCAAUCUUCCUAAAGUUGAAGCUGUAGUUUUGUUUGGGGAGCCUAUUCGAUGGGAAACCAACCUGCAGCUGAUCAUUGACGUUUUGCUGACUAAUGGUAACCCCAGUGGCAUACACCAAUCCCAAGUGAUGCCCCACCUCCCUCUCCUGGCCUGUAACAUGGACCUCAUGUGGAUGGCUGAAGCUAAUUCUCCACGGUUUGGCCAUGGAACCUUCCUUGUUUGCCUUGAGAACAUCUUUAAGAAGAUAACAGGCAGGGAGCUGAAGUAUGAGGCUCUCAUGGGGAAGCCCAGCGAGCUGACCUACCACUUUGCAGAGUUCCUCAUCAGAAGCCAAGCCUUGGAGAGGCAAUGGAAACUUCCCAUUACUACCCUUUAUGCUAUAGGCGAUAACCUGAUGACUGACAUCUAUGGCGCCAACCUGUACAACCGUUACCUGGAAGAGAGAGUGGCUAGAAAGAACCCCAAAGCUGUGGCACAGAUGGCCGCCGUCACCGGGUCCGCCUCCACGUUGCCCGGGGAGGAGGAGUCCGACAGCCUGUGGGAAAGCGAGCUGGCGCUGCCCUCUGCCACCUCCUGUAAGUCCAUUCUGGUGUGCACGGGGGUGUACAACCACAGCGUGGACGUGCCGUCUGACCCUCACCGCUGCAUCAAACAGACCGUGUUCCACGGGCACCGGGAUUUCCGCUUCGAGCCCGCUCUGGUUGAGCCGGACUACAUCACGGAAGACGUGGCAGAGGCCGUCGACCUCAUCUUCAAGCAUGAGAAGUUUGUGCCUCAGUAGAGCUGAACCAUGGAGCACGCCACGUUAACACAUUAACAUGUAGGAGCACAACACUGGACAUGAACAGGGCAUUGAGAACAUAUAUAUUCAGUAUUCAGACAAAGCUUAGAAUUAACGGAGCCUCCGUGUGUUACCCUCAUCCGCUCUUUUACAUUGUUUUUUGUGAUAACUUCAACAACCCCUUUGUCAAAGAAUUGCCUUAUUUUACCUUCUAAGUGUUUUUUUUAGAUGAUGGAUAUAGUUUCAACUCCUAAAGCCAUCCUAUAUUUAUUACAAGAAGUUACCACCGUUUUAUAUUAAGACACAAUUUUCAUGAACCGCUGGCUCAUCCAUUAAUCCUGGUAAACCUAUGCAUGAAAAGCAGAGUAACACCUGUACUGUAACAGCUGUCUGUUGUGCAAUAUUGUCCUGUAAUAGUACUGUCGGUCUGCAUUUUGUGUAGCUGUGAGGCUCAUGGCCAUAUUUGCACAGACUUUAGUUUCUUUAUGAAAAAUCUGUCCUUAUCGCAGUAUUAUUAUUUUUAUGUUUUUCUCCUUAGCAAAACAGCUUCUAAAAACCCAUCCAUAGUGUUUACCUCCAUCUUCAUUGAAGGUAAAUAUUUUACCUUGAGAGAAAAAAAAAAGAAAUCCUUACAACAGUUCAA